GAGGGACUUAGCUUUUCCGAGCUUGACCAGCAUGUGGAAGGAGUGCUCUCAUGGCUGCAAUAACUUAGGGAGCCCCUACCUGAGUGCCACUGGGGCAGGAAAUUUUCUGUUUGUUUUGUUCUGUUUCCGAGGGUCCGGUGCACUUCUCUUGCCCAUGUCAACGUGACUCUUGGUAGUUUUUGCACACCCUGCUCUGUGGGGGAGUGCCCCAACGUGCCUGUCUUAUGUGGCCUCUAUGGACUCACUGCUCAGCUGGCAGAGAGCAGGGAAGUUUUCUCCCAGCACCCAAAAAGAGAAAGAGGAAACUACUUUUUUCUUUUGGGCUCCUUGCAGCACAAUAGAUCAGGAUAAGCUUCCACAUUCCCUCCCUGGAUUUCUGGAGUGGUUUCCAGGAAGAAGUUAAAUCUUCACCUUUAAAUGGAUGACCAUGUCACAAUCAGGAAGAAACAUCUCCAAAGACCCAUCUUUAGACUAAGAUGCUUAGUGAAGCAGCUGGAAAAAGGUGAUGUUAACAUCAUAGACUUAAAGAAGAAUAUUGAAUAUGCAGCAUCUGUGCUGGAAGCGGUUUAUAUUGAUGAAACAAGAAGACUGCUGGACACCGAUGAUGAGCUCAGUGACAUUCAGUCAGAUUCAGUCCCAUUGGAAGUCCGGGACUGGUUGGCUUCUACCUUUACACGGAAAAUGGGGAUGAUGAAAAAGAAAUCUGAGGAAAAACCAAAAUUUCGGAGCAUUGUGCAUGCUGUUCAAGCUGGAAUUUUUGUGGAGAGGAUGUACAGAAAGUCCUAUCACAUGGUUGGUUUGGCAUAUCCAGAGGCUGUCAUAAUAACAUUAAAGGAUGUUGAUAAAUGGUCUUUUGAUGUAUUUGCCUUAAAUGAAGCAAGUGGAGAACAUAGUUUGAAGUUUAUGAUUUAUGAACUGUUUACCAGAUACGAUCUUAUCAACCGUUUCAAGAUUCCUGUUUCUUGCCUAAUUGCCUUUGCAGAAGCUUUAGAAGUUGGUUACAGCAAGUACAAAAAUCCUUAUCACAAUCUGAUUCACGCAGCGGAUGUCACUCAAACUGUGCAUUACAUAAUGCUUCAUACAGGUAUCAUGCACUGGCUCACUGAACUGGAAAUUUUAGCAAUGGUCUUUGCUGCUGCCAUUCAUGAUUACGAGCAUACAGGAACCACAAACAACUUCCAUAUUCAGACAAGGUCAGAUGUUGCUGUUUUGUAUAAUGAUCGAUCCGUCCUUGAGAAUCACCAUGUGAGUGCAGCUUAUCGACUUAUGCAAGAAGAAGAAAUGAAUGUCUUGAUAAAUUUGUCCAAAGAUGACUGGAGGGAUCUUCGGAACCUAGUAAUUGAAAUGGUUUUGUCUACAGACAUGUCGAGUCACUUCCAGCAAAUUAAAAAUAUAAGAAACAGUUUGCAGCAGCCUGAAGGGAUCGACAGAGCCAAAACCAUGUCCCUGAUUCUCCACGCAGCAGACAUCAGCCAUCCAGCCAAAUGCUGGCAGCUGCACCACCGGUGGACCAUGGCCCUGAUGGAGGAGUUUUUCCGACAGGGAGAUAAAGAAGCUGAAUUAGGACUUCCGUUUUCUCCACUUUGUGAUCGGAAGUCAACCAUUGUGGCCCAGUCACAAAUAGGUUUUAUCGAUUUCAUAGUAGAGCCAACAUUUUCUCUUCUGACAGACUCAACAGAGAAAAUUAUUAUUCCUCUUAUAGAGGAAGACUCGAAAACCGCGAAUUCUUCCUACGGGGCAAACAGACGAUCAAAUAUGAAAGGCACCAUGAACGAUGGAACCUAUUCCCCAGACUACUCCCUUGCAAGUGUGGACCUGAAGAGCUUCAAAAACAACCUAGUGGACAUCAUCCAGCAGAACAAGGAGAGAUGGAAAGAGCUGGCUGCGCAAGGUGAACCUGAUCUUCAUAGGAACUCAGAAGAUCGAGUAAAUGUUGAAGAAAAAUGUGCUGAUACACAUUCAUAGGUUUGAAACACCAUAAGGGCUUCUGUCAUUUUAAAUAUGAGAGGAUAAUGAGAACAGUCCUAAGUCCUCAACUUUCCACAAAGCUAUAUUCUCCUCUUUCAACACAUGCUUGGUUCAGGCCAUUUUUAUGGACUCCUAUAUAAGGAAUUCAUAAGAAGAACAUAAAUUCUGAGGUAGUUACUCUGGUCAAAUAAAUACAAAAUUGCUAUCAGAGGUCUGGCCAGUGCUUCUGUCAUCAUUUUUCCUCCACAAUUUGGCCUUCUUCAAUCAAGCCUGAGAAAAUUUGAAGACGAAAGUUGGACAGUUUUAAAUUGUCAUCACUUUAACCCAGGUGUAGCAUAGGUGACUGUGCUAUACAUGUGCAGAAGAUGAGGCCUUUUUAAAACUUACUCUCUUCCAUUGUUUUACAGAAUGCUGUAACUACGGUAUUUUAAGGUCUUAAGUAAAAGGAAAGCAAAAAAAAAUUAUGGAAAAAUAUUUUUUACGGCUCUGAGGAGCAGGCCAUUCAGAUUGUCAUUUUACAUACAUGGAAACAAAUCGAGAGGCAGGGCUGUUUGGAAGCUGUAGUUGAAGUCCUAUGACAACAAUGGAGCUUCAUAGCCCUGGCCCUGGCACCGGAUGGACGUGUCGUCGUAACUCUGAAGUUGGGAAACCACAGUGAAACCUGUCCCUGAAACUAGUGGACCAGCUUGCAUCCAUACCUGUGGCUUCAAAGCUCUAAUGCUUCACCUACAUGGACUUCAUCACCAUGCAAGUGACAUGUUACCUGCAGUCCAAGAUGACAAGAACCUUCAGCCAUAGUUGGACAUAAGCAGUAGAAAUGAGAAUGGAAUUUGCCUUCCGAGGUGUUGAUCCAUGUAUUAUAGCCAUGGGAUAGUGUGAGAAGUGUGUGUGUGUGUGUGUGUGUGUGUGUGUAUGUGUGUGUAUUCAAAAAUGUCUAUGAGAAAGGAAGCCCGUACUUUUCUGUACAGAUAACGUUAUUUGACGUGACUGUAUGUUUUACUACACAGAAACACACUGCCACCCUUGGAGACUCUGCUUCCUUGUCAUGUUUUGCCUGAGCAUGUGCAGAGCUUUCCUUUACUCCACACUGAAGAACUACCUUUAUUUGUUAUUAGCGGACAAAAAAGGUCAAGCACAAUUAGGUGUUGUAACUUUUCACUGUAUAAACACUUCAGUGAUUGUGAGACAAAGUGAAUUUGUUUUUGUGAAAGGUAGGAAUUAGAUGGAAAAAAUCAAGAGUAGCCAUCAAUUAAAGAAUAACGUAAAGGGAGGGUAUGUGUGUCCUAAAAAGUUUUCUGUUGCAUCUGCUUCUUUUUGGGUUCCACAAUGCUAAGCAAUAUUUUAGAAAUGGAUACAAUCAGAAGCUUUUAAGUCUAAGGAGUGUGAUUUUAUAACUCACGACUUGGAGCUCUUUUAAUGUGUAAGCCAUAUUCUAUAUGCAUAUUAGGUAUGCAUCAUUCUAAUUUAAAAUAUAUUUGUGCAUAGACUGUGUAAAAAGUGCUUUUAAAUGUUCUGUGAAUAGGUCCUUAGCUUCUGUUUCACCUGAAUCUUGUGUAGAACACAGCUAAAUAAUUGAAUUGUAUCAUAGACAUUAUAAUGCAAUUGAUAUUUUAAAUGUAAGCAGUAAAGGUUGAUCUUUAAUAUGCUGGGGGGACAUGUAUAGAUAUGUACAUCAUGGUGACUUUUUGUCCUUUAGAAAAAGUAUUUUUAUUUCUAUUUAUGGAGAAACUAUAAGUAUUGCUUUUAAUGUCUUUUUUAAAUAGCUAUUUACCAGCUAGAAAAUAUUCUGCAUUUGAAAUAGAAUCUGAUGCUGUAAAGUCUAAUAACUUUUGUUCCUAUUUGAGCCAGUUGUCUUUCGCUAAAGCUGUAGAAUCUCUAGAAGAAAAAUACAUUGAAACACAGCUUCUCAAUUGUCAUAGGAAACAUGUCCACUUUGGUUUCAUUAAUACUUCAAGAUCUAGAGACAUUGUUAUUAAAAAAAAUAGAUGAAUAUAAUGAAUUUAUCAAUUUCUGUAUGUGGGCUUUCACCUAAUUUUCCAGGUUAUAUGACUUAUAGAGUACUGUACCUGAACUUCAGAGGGAGUAAAGAAAGCAUGCUCCAUUUCCUCAGAAGAGUUGUCACGCUGUUGAUGUACUUUUUCUUUUCCAAUAUCCGUCCCUUUCUCUCUCUCUUCCCUCACCUCCCUACUUCUUUCCUUUUCAUUUCUUUAUUUCUUCCUUCUUUACUAACUAGUGUUCAUGAGAGAGGAAGUCAGAGCAGAGGUUACCAGUGCCCACCCCUUCUGCAAACAUCACAGUUGAGUCCAUCAUGAUGAAAAGGAUUGACGCUUUAUAAAGUCUGCUGCACCUUGAAUGUCCUGCUUUGCAUUUUUAUCCUCAGCUACCCAACAUAUCGCUAACAUUUUCACAUGCCUUUUCAUUUAACCAGUACCUCUUAAUUUUUAACAUUGACAAACUACAAUUCUUGUGUUUUUAUUCUGCUGUAAUUCUCAGUAUUUCUUACUACAUAUGAUAGUUAAAUAAACUGUACUUGAGGGAAAAUAUUGUGAAACGUUUGGUGUCUGAUGUAAUUCAAUUUGGUGGGGCAUUGAAAAGUUGGAGUAAUCAGAGAAAACGAAAAGUACACCAACUUAAAAAUUGAUGCAAGUCUUGUCAGAAAGUGAUUUUUGCUCUAUUAAAGGAAUAUUCAUUGAACAUUUAUUAUUAUAUCUAUUAUUUGCAAGCCCCUUCCUAGAUACAUGGUGUAUAUAAGAAUCUGGAAACCUAAAUCUUUCUCUAGAAAUUUCAUAUCUUCUAGAGGAAAUAAUCUAUACACAAAAUAACGAAAAUGCUACAUAUGAAAGUAACUAAAUACAAAUAAAAUGCACCUCUGGAUAUUAAAGGAAGUAAAGAUUGCUUCCAUCUUCAGGGCUUCCAAGAAGACUUCAUAGAAUAGGUGGCCGUGGGUUGACAAUUCAAUAAUGAAUAAUAACAAAAGCUCAUAUUCACUGCCUGUUUUCUAUGUACAGCCUCCAUGUAAACUCUUACAGACAUUCUCUCUAACCUCAAUAAUCCACAAUAAUCCAGCCAAGAGGGUACUGAUAACUGAUAUGAGUAAGGAAACCAAGUCUCAGAGAAGGAGCCUCAACAAAGGCCAUGCAGGUCUCUCUGCCACCGAAGACCUCUUUUUCUUUCUGCUGCAUCUGUGUAGAGUGGGACAGAAGUACAGUGGAAAAGGAAAGCUCUGUGAAGGACAUUGUGAAUAAGGUAACACUGGAGAAUAAUAAAGAAGCAAAGAAUGUCAAGUCCAGGUGAAAACCUAGAGAGUUUCAAUUAAUUGAAUUAAGAGCAAGUGUGACACAAUAUGUGCCACCUCUUAGGCUUGUGUCUCCAAAAUGCUAAGGUAUUCCCAAUGAAAAUAUAAAAAUGUAUCUUGCCAUCAGCUACACGACACUUAACUGAGCUUUUUACUCUACAUGUAAUUUCACGAUAAAUUUCCACCUAACAUCAGAAAGCUCUCAAAGGCCAUAUUUUAAUUUUAAAAUAUAAUUUAGAUAUAAAACAUGUAUUUCCUUUGGAAGAUAUGUUAAGCCUUCUGUUCUGUGUCUAAUUGCUUUUCUAAAUAUUACAAUGCUUAUCCACCAUUUAGUGCAAGCCUUAAACAAUAAAGACAAUAUAUAUUUUAGAGUCAAAAAGCAAACUCCAAAUAAUGUCUCACAUUACAUGCAUGUCAUUUCUUUGGAGGAAAUCCCAAAUAUUUAAAAAACAAAUCCUAUAUAUGGACCAAUAUGUAUAUUUAAAGAUUUAUUUGGGGCUAUUUAUCCUUUAGUAAUAUUAAGAGAUUUCUAGAUCAUUUGCUUAAUAUUUGUGAUCGUUGGAGAGCUUUGCAUCUCAAGCUGAUACAUUUUUAUCUUUGACAGUUAGACAUUACAAUUUUUUAGUGUUUAUUAUAGUCUCACUGCUGUGUUACAUUACUUCUGACAUCUCUUUUACUCCCUGUAACUAUUCUUUACGGAAUUGUUAUCCCCAUUUACGGAGGAGGAACCAUAGAAAAGGAAGGUAAAAUAAUCUUUGUAAGGUCAUGCAGCUAGUAGGUGGAGAAGCCUGGAUCCGAUGUCUAAGGGAGUGUGACUCCCCAAAUUGUUAGGUUAGACUGCCUCUGGCCAUUGUAGGAGGGUGUCAUGUCUUUUCCAACUGCCAUAUCUAUUCCUUCCUUCCCUAUCCUUUAGUCCAUUCUACUCUUUAGUCCAUGUCCAAGCACGUGUCCCUAAAAAGUACCCCUCUGAGAAAGCACCAUUUCCAGUGACCAACAGCAGAGACAGGUAUGCUUUGGGGACUAAUUAAAUCAUGUAGUACAGCAGACAAGGUGCCUUUGAGAUCUGUGGAUGGAGGAAUUAUUUCUCAUGCUUAAUAUGUGACCUUAAACACUUGCUUUUCAAGUAACCAGUGGUGUUCAGUCUAGACCUUUGCUACUUAAAGUGUGGUCCCCACCUUGGAAUGUUUUAGAAAUGAAGAUUGUCAGGCCCCAUCCAGACCUACUAAACUGGAACUGACAUUUUAAGAAGAGAACGGGGUGAUUUCUAUGUAGAUCACUGUUCUAGAAAAUAAUGAAAUAUUAUAGAGGUAAUUCUAAACACCCGCUAAGCAUUUAAACGUGAGUUUGUUUUGCCCUACACUAAAUAAGAGGCUCCUGUGCUCUCAGACCUCUACUAUUCUCUCACAACUAAAGCAAAUCAAACCCCAAGGGAUGGCUGAACUGGAUAUAGUCUGUGAUUUCUUCAGUUUUUGAGGACAUUUCUAUAGCGUUAACACUUGGGUCAAUUUAAAGUUAAAUCAUAUUGUUUCUAUAAACAUUAUUGACCUACUUCUUCUUUCUAUUCAAAGAACACUGCAUUGUUUAGAUCUUUACCAUUUCACUGAUGUUCAGUAUUUGUCUUCUCUACUUCCAGCCCCUUUCACUUUUUCUUUUCUGCACACUGUUAUUAAAUCUGCUUCAUUCUUUGGUCUUACUGCUCUUCUCAAAAACAGUUUCUCUUCGUAUCCACCAGAGGUCAGCAAACUUUUUCCAUAAAGGAUCAGACAGUAAAUAUUUUAGAUUUUGCAGGCUACAUUUUAUCACACUGUCCCUUCUCCUCCUGCUUUUCCUUUAUUUUUCUUCUCCUCCUUCUUCCUCAUCUAAUUUUUCUUCUUCCUCCUCUUUUCCUUCUCUUCUUUAACAAAACUGCAAAAGCCAUUCUUAGCUUAGGGGACUGUGGCUGGCACACAUCAACAGGCCACAUGGCAGAUUUGGCCCAGGGGCCCACACCUGCUCUACACAAUGCUGCUUUUUCAGAUCAAGGAACUUGGUACCCUAGGGUAAGAAAAUGAGGCUGCUUUUGCCAAGAGUAAUUAUCCCAGGAGCUCCAGCUACCGCAGGGCCUGCCCAGCCACCCUAAGGACCGGAGCGAUCAAUAGCUCCUGUACACCCAUUACCCAUGGACAGCACACAUAGCAGUUUGGAAGGGCUGACUACAACACUGGUUCUCAACCUGUAGCAUCAGCAUCACCUGGAGGAUCUGUUAAACUACAGGCUGCUAAGCCACCUCCCACCCCCGAGAUUCUGAUUCAGCAUGUCUCCAGUAUGGCCCGAGGUAAUGCUAAUGCUACUGGAAUGGAGGUUUCACUUUGAGAGCCACUGGACUACAGGUAAAGCUUAAACUCCUUAGCUUAUCUUUCAAAGCCCUGCACAGUCUACUCCCAGCCUAUGAUUUAACCAUGGCCUUCACUGCAUCAUUCACGGUUCCUGGAUUUCUGCCAUGCCUUUCUACACAAUGCCUUCCCUGGGUAGAUAGAUUUUUCUGCUCCUUUUGUCAUCUUUACCUGUCACUAUUCCUCCUUCUUCCAAGGACCUGUGCAUAUGCCAGCUCUCCCAGAAAGCCUCUUCUCAUUACUGUGGUCAGAACUCUCAGACCCUCUUCUCCGCAUGAACACUGAUCUCUAGCCCUCUGUGCUGGAAAAUUGUAGCUCUCCAUGUCAUGUGCUCGCUGGCCGAUUUUAAGGUAAAGAAGACUGAUCCUUACACACAGUAGUUGUUCAGUAAAUUUUUGUUGAAUAAAUGAAUAUGAAUAAAUGAA
Rhinolophus ferrumequinum (greater horseshoe bat) is the source of this 8060-nucleotide messenger RNA. RefSeq names its product phosphodiesterase 1A (gene PDE1A). The record is from RefSeq and is a predicted model, not a curated record. The transcript is spliced from 15 exons. Gene Ontology annotation, molecular function: 3',5'-cyclic-nucleotide phosphodiesterase activity. The coding region runs from base 418 to 1965 and encodes 515 amino acids. Gene Ontology annotation, biological process: signal transduction. Lineage: Eukaryota; Metazoa; Chordata; Mammalia; Chiroptera; Rhinolophidae.